Fukomys damarensis (Damara mole-rat) is the source of this 993-nucleotide messenger RNA. RefSeq names its product olfactory receptor 14A2. Gene Ontology annotation, cellular component: membrane. Gene Ontology annotation, biological process: G protein-coupled receptor signaling pathway. The transcript has 2 exons. Lineage: Eukaryota; Metazoa; Chordata; Mammalia; Rodentia; Bathyergidae. The record is from RefSeq and is a predicted model, not a curated record. Gene Ontology annotation, molecular function: G protein-coupled receptor activity; odorant binding; olfactory receptor activity. The coding region runs from base 1 to 993 and encodes 330 amino acids.
AUGGUCAAUACCACCUUGGUGACUGGUUUCCUACUCUUGGGGUUUUCCAAGGACCCUGAACUACAAAUAUUUUGUGGAGUGCUCUUCCUGCUGAUGUACCUGGUGGCCCUGAUGAGUAACCUUCUCAUUGUCACUGUCCUUAGCCUGGAUGCACAGCUCCAAGCUCCCAUGUACUUCUUUCUGAAGAACUUAUCCUUACUGGAUGUCUCCCUGGUGUCUGUCCCAAUGCCAAAGUUCAUCCUCAACAGUCUGACUCACAACAAUUCCAUUUCCCUUCCAGGGUGUGCCUUCCAGCUCCUUUUAAUGACAUGCUUCUCAGCAAGUGAGAUAUUUAUCCUAACUGCCAUGUCCUAUGACCGCUAUGUGGCCAUCUGCUGUCCACUGCACUAUGAGGCCAUUGUUAAUGGCCACGUCUGCAUGCUGAUGGCAGGAGCUUCCUGGGCUGUGGGGGGGCUCUUUGGGGCCAUGUACACUGCUGGCAUGUUUUCUGGGCCCUUUUGUGGGUCCAGUGUAAUCCCAGAGUUUUUCUGCAACAUUCCCUCCUUACUCAAGAUUUCCUGCUCUGACACACUCCUGGCGGUCUCUCCCAGCCUGGGAAUUGGGAUUGGUCUGAGCCUGUCCUGUUUUGUCUGCAUUAUUUUCUCUUAUGUUCACAUUCUCUCCACUGUGCUAAGGAUUCCAACCAGGAAAAGACAGUCUAAAGCUUUCUCCACGUGCCUACCUCAUCUUGUUGUCUUUACUGCUUAUACUCUAAGUGCAUUCAUGGUUUACCUAAGGCCACCUGCAGAUUCACCCCCUUUUAUUGACAGGCUGCCUUCUGUGAUCCACACUGCGCUGCCUCCGAUCCUGAAUCCUGUCAUCUACACCCUGAGGAAUGGUGACAUGAAACGGGGUCUGAGGAGGAUGCAAAAAUCCAUCUGUGCAUUCACCCACUUGGCAGAUGAAUGGAAAGAUGUGUACAAGAGCUCUAAAGCAGCAACUUGCAAGUUUUAG